Messenger RNA from Branchiostoma belcheri (Belcher's lancelet), 3492 nucleotides. RefSeq lists its product as uncharacterized. Lineage: Eukaryota; Metazoa; Chordata; Leptocardii; Amphioxiformes; Branchiostomatidae. Gene Ontology annotation, biological process: chemical synaptic transmission; signal transduction; regulation of membrane potential. The record is from RefSeq and is a predicted model, not a curated record. Gene Ontology annotation, molecular function: neurotransmitter receptor activity; extracellular ligand-gated monoatomic ion channel activity; GABA-A receptor activity. Gene Ontology annotation, cellular component: synapse; membrane; neuron projection.
CCAGAAUCUCCUGACUCAGCCUACACAACACAACAUUACCCAUUAUAGACCACGGCUGUGGCAGUCCAACUAAGUGUACGGAACGGACUGACAUAUGGUUGCACGAUUUUUCUGUACUUUAGAAUUACAGCGACCUUUACAGUAAUACAGUUACGACGCUGCAGCGACAUUUCUGUGUCAUGUGUCCAGAGUGCCGGGCUGUCAGCACCGAACAGCCGAAGGUACCUCCCGCUAAAAAGAGUAAUGUGAGAUGGGCCUCAGGCAGCGCAAAAUGCCUUACCAGAAAUAUGGCCGGUUCCAGCUUCCUGACGUUACCGACAGUUGUCUUACUUUUACUUUCCACAAGCCUAUUUGGCAGCUGCAGCGAACUCAGCGGGGCUACUGGGUCUCCCACGAUUGCCGCAGCAGAUUCCUCACUGGGAGAGAUCCUGAAAAACUAUGACAGAAACAUACGUCCCAACUUUGGAGGCCCGCCUGUGCGAGUUGGCAUCACCAUGAGCAUUGCCAGCAUCGACAGCAUUUCAAUGGUCAACCUGGACUACACCAUCACCGUGCUCCUGAGACAGUUCUGGAAAGACCCGCGCCUAGCUCAACCGUGGCUGAAAAACGUAACCCGGCCCAUGAGCCUAGACGGAAGGCUGGCCGAGGACCUGUGGGUUCCCGACACAUUUCUGACCAAUGCAAAGGAAGCCUUCAUGCACACAGUCACAACAGACAACGUGCUAAUCAGGCUCUACCCUGACGGGUCUGUUAUCUACGGAAUGAGGAUAACGGCUGUGGCUCACUGCAACAUGAACCUUCGGAAAUAUCCGUUGGACCAACAGAACUGCACACUGGAGUUCGAGAGUUACGGUUACACGACCGAGGACCUGCAGCUGUACUGGAUGCGUGGCGAUGAGUCCAUCUCGGGGCUGCAUUCUGUCAACGAAGACCUGCAGACCUUCCAGGUCGGGGACUACCUCACCUCCGAGAGAGUCGCGCACUAUGAGACAGGAGACUACAUAGUGGUUGUCUUCAAGUUUCACCUGACCCGGCGGAUCAUGUACUUCCUGAUGCAGACCUACAUCCCUGCUGCCCUCAUCGUCAUGAUCUCCUGGGUCGGCUUCUGGGUCAACCCCUACUCCGAGCCAGCCCGAGUGGCUCUCGGUAUCACCACGGUUCUGACCAUGACGACCUUCAUCACCAGCGAGCGAGCCUCCGUGCCGAUCUCCUAUGUCAAAGCCAUCGACGUCUACCUCAUCAUCUGUUUCCUCUUCUCCUUCGGCGCACUGAUUGAAUACGCCAUCGUCAACUACACCACACUCGUCAGGCAGAAGAAGGAGACCAAGAAGUCACCCUUACCGUCCCCUAUUGUCACCAACAUCCCACCAUCGCCGAUGACAACAAGGAAUGAUAUACAGAUGCUAGAAGUCGAAAGUGACGGAAGAAUCGCGCCUUUGGCAACCGUGGUUGAGGCGGACAUGGACUAUGAGAAUCCGUCCGACGCGGCCAGCACACCAUCAGACGACAGCGGCAUCAGCAGACCAACGUUCCGGUACAGAGUGAGAGACAAAGUCAAGGCGAGGACCACCCAGGCAGGCCACAGAGUCAGAGCAACAACCAGUCGAGUCAGACAGAGGGUUGGCAAAAUUUUAGACGACGAAUGCAUCAUAGACAGAAGGUCGAGAUAUCUGUUCCCCUUAGCAUUCACCGUGGUCAACCUAGUCUACUGGUUCACGUACAUAUAUGUAGACAUGGACGAUGAGAAAAUAGAACGUGAUUUUUAUUUUCAGGUUACGCCAGUAAGUACAAACUUAACGACGGUGGACUGGGACCCCCAGCCGAUCCAGGACAACUACUUAGCGACCAGCUACACUCCUGCCUGGGUCCCUGAUAUGAAGAAAAAGCUCGUCAACUACAAUCGAAACCUUCGACCUGGAUUCGGAGGACCACCACUUCUGGUGAGGAUGAGUAUGGACGUGGUGAGCAUUGACCACAUCUCAGAAGUUGACCUCGAUUUCACCAUCUGUAUCCUCCUGCGGCAGUACUGGAAGGACGAGCGUCUGGCGUUCACUGGGACCAACGAGAGCAUCAGUCUGGACGGCCGUCUGGUGGAGUACCUCUGGGUUCCUGAUACAUUCUUUCCAAACUCCAAAUUCUCAUUUCUUCACAACGUCACCAUGGCAAACAGGUUACUUCGUCUUUGGCCAGACGGGUCAAUUGUGUAUGGCCAAAGGGUGACAGUUAUUGCCGAAUGUAACAUGGACCUGAGGAAGUAUCCUCUGGACAAACAGAAUUGUAGCCUACACAUUGAGAGCUAUGGCUACACUACUGACGACAUGAUCUUCAAGUGGCUGAAAGGAGACGACUCUGUUCGGGGCUUGCAGAACCUCCAGGUUGCACAGUUCACCGUGAAGAACCACCGGACAAAAGAAAUGAUUGCAACCUACGAAACAGGAGGUUACCCACACGUGGCCUUCAGUUUCCGGCUGACCAGGGAAGUGGCCUACAUCUUCCUCCAAAUGUACGUCCCCUCCACCCUACUGGUCAUGAUCUCAUGGGUCAGCUUCUGGAUCAACAAAGACUCGCCACCAGCCCGGGUCUCACUCGGUAUCACCACGGUUCUUGCACAGACCACCUUUGUGACGUCCGCACGUGCCUCCCUGCCGAAGAUUUCGUACAUCAAGGCCGUCGACGUCUAUCUUCUGAUGUGCUUCUUCUUUGUCUUCGGUGCCCUUUUAGAAUACGCCGUCGUCAGCUUCGAGUCUACACGUAGGAAACGCAAAGCUGCUAAAAGAGAGAAGGAAAUUCAGACUCAGCGGGAGAGGGAGAUAGCUCAGCGAGCCGCGUUCGUUGAUCAAAUUUUCCAAGUUCCUCCCGACGGAAAGUUGCCUGUCAGUGCUGUUGAACUUCUGGCGAGAUCGACUUGGCUUACCAAACAGGCUUCCGCUUACGCAAACCAAGAGCUGCAGAUGGUCAACACCGUGCCUGAAGAGGAGUCUUGGGACACGAAGGAGGGGAGUUCCAGUGGGAUAUCUGAGGAGACCAAGGCUCGCAGGAUGGCCAAGCUCAGGGAGAAGGUGGCCAGAAUCCAGAAAGUGUCCUUACACGACAUAGAGGACGUGGAUAAUAUAGACAGAUAUUCAAGAGUCCUAUUCCCAAGUACUUUUGUCUUUUGUGUCGUCCUGUACUGGACAGUAUAUUUGCUGAAGAUGUAAGCUGUCCUAAAAUUUGAAAUGGCCGAACGUUUUGUCAUAGAUACCUGCAAGAUAUUGAGAGGUGUACAACUUAGUCUACUAAAGAUCUGAUCACAGAUGAAUCUAUUUAUAUGAAUAAGUAGCAGAUCCAUGGAUUGUUAUACUGUACAGUACAAAAUGAUAUUUUCAAGAGUACAUGUCGAUGUUGAUUUAGAGGGGCAUUAAAGGGAAUGAAGCUCAUGGUUAUGAGAACAUCGCCAAAGCGACUUAAACGUAAAUUCCAUUCGGCAUUACUAUGGCACCUGGUAUAAAGGCA